AGCAUGGCAUUUUCAAAUCAACGCGAAUUCGAAGACGAUAAUAACAUUUCGAGAUUGGGCGUUUUAUCUGAGCGGUCAGAAGGUUUUAAACAGUGGGUAUUUGGACAGCUAGAGUCUCGUCAAUGUCACCAUAUAUUGGAAGCUGCAUGCGGUACAGGUGGUGAUUCUUUGCUUCUUCUGAAGAAAGGCUACAACGUCGUCAGUUCUGAUGGUUCUCAGGCCAUGGUCAACUACGCAAAAAACGCCAGAGAAGAGCAGCAAAUCGAAACCUGGGAUAUACUUCAGGCCAAUUGGUUAACGCUGAAAGACGACCUUCAUGUGUAUGGGGGAUUUGAUGCUGUGUUGUGUUUAUCAAGUUCUAUGGUCUGUCUCAUUGAUUCUACACCAAACUUUGACCUUUACCGCCGGUCCUUCGAGAACUUCAAAUCCAUGCUCAAACCAGGAGGAGUUCUUUUGAUUGACCACAGGAACAUGGACGUCAUCAUGGACCACGGUAGACCUAUCAACAAGAACGUUUAUUUCAAGUACAACACUAUAUCUAAAAUGGCAUCGGAGGUCUGCAAAUGUCCAGGAAAACCGGAUGUGACGAACAUUACAUACGAUAUGAUCCAGGAAUCCGGUAAAAGCGAUAACUGUGGUUCACGAAAGGGACUCAUUGAAAAAGUGACGAUCCCAUUGCAACCCAUCCGUGCAACAAAAUUUGCCAGUAUUCUAGCUGAGGUUUUCGGAGAAGAUUGUGAACACGCCCUCUACGCCGAUUUCAAGCCAAUUAAGGAGGUUGAUUCACCUGCAUAUUAUCAAUAUGUAUUUCAAAAGACAAAGUAAAACAAUGCAUCCAAUUUCUUAGUCAUUUAACCCUACCUAAUCAUUUUAACUUUCACUCUACCCUGUGUUUUUCUUUCCUAUUAACCGACUACAUAAAACUGGAAUUUGAUCGUAGCUUGUGUGGACCCUCCUUGUAAAUCGUAGCCUGUUUGCGCUCGCAUUAUCAACAGUGUUGGCGUUUCUAUGUUCGUGCCAUUUGUGUACUUAACUUAUCCGGGGCGAGCUAUAACCCAUUAUUAUUGUGGCAUGUGGCAAAAAGGCACUAUGUUUGUUGUAGAAAUUUCAACCAUCAUAGAUUAUGUUACUUCUUAAUCCAUAUUGGAGAAUGACACUAAUCCUGAAUCUGUUCGGUUUGCCCAACUCCUGGAGGAUAAUAACCCGAUACAGCAAGUUUGAGGCAGCACACAUAUGUCGGGACAUACAUUCGAACUUAUAAUUGCUAUAUGAGAUAAUAAUCCAAACUAAGUUAGUUCUGUAACUUA
Strongylocentrotus purpuratus (purple sea urchin) is the source of this 1307-nucleotide messenger RNA. Its product is annotated as glycine N-methyltransferase-like. The record is from RefSeq and is a predicted model, not a curated record. NCBI's taxonomy places the organism in Eukaryota, Metazoa, Echinodermata, Echinoidea, Camarodonta, Strongylocentrotidae. The transcript has 5 exons. Gene Ontology annotation, molecular function: S-adenosyl-L-methionine binding; glycine binding; identical protein binding. Gene Ontology annotation, biological process: regulation of gluconeogenesis; protein homotetramerization; S-adenosylmethionine metabolic process. Gene Ontology annotation, cellular component: cytosol. Bases 4 to 825 code for a protein of 273 amino acids.